UGGAAGAGAUGCAGCUCUCCAACAUGCAUCCUGCUCUGCUGGCGCUGACAGCCUCUCUGCUCGCCACGGCGGCGGCUCAGUCUCACGACCACCAUGACAUGUCCUGGGUCAACGGCUACCGCCAGGGCUUCAACUUCCAGUGUCCGCACAGAGAAGUUCUCGUGGCCACCAGGAGCUUCUUCAGCGUGGAGGACGGCGCUGACCGCUUGUGGUCGUUUGAGUGCCAGCCCACACCGGAGGGUCUGGGGGAGCCCAGCGACUGCUGGUGGGACGACAUCAACCGAGCCGGCAUGGAGUGGACUUCUACAUGCACUCGUAACGGGCUGGUGGCCGGCGUCCAGAGCAAGUACUUUGAGUCGGUUCUGGACCGGGAAUGGCAGUUCUACUGCUGCUACUACAAACGCAGAUGCCCCUACUCCUGCAUGAAGACGAGCGACAUUCCCGAAAACUUCAGAGAGGAGGCGGAGCUCGUGGUUCCUUCUUACGGGUACUUCAUCCGAGGAGCUCAGACCACCUUCAGCGGCGUGUUAAGAGAUCGGCAGUGGAAGUACAUCCUGUGCAGAAUGACGGACUUUGACUGUGAAUUUGAAAAUGUAUAGACUCGUAAUCCUCAUUAUUUCCAACCAGUAAACCAUUUGAACUCAUAUUUACGCUCACAUUUAAACAAAAAGCCAUAUGUACACACCUUGUACCCCUCUGGUGCAUGUGAGCAGAGCUUCCUGAGCUUCUCCUGGUUAUAUCAUGUAACUGUGUGAAAUACCAUUAAAACUUUUCUUGACUGC
Messenger RNA from Cyclopterus lumpus (lumpfish), 782 nucleotides. RefSeq names its product dermatopontin (gene dpt). The record is from RefSeq and is a predicted model, not a curated record. Gene Ontology annotation, biological process: collagen fibril organization. The transcript is spliced from 4 exons. Gene Ontology annotation, cellular component: extracellular matrix. Gene Ontology annotation, molecular function: extracellular matrix structural constituent. The coding region runs from base 9 to 599 and encodes 196 amino acids. Lineage: Eukaryota; Metazoa; Chordata; Actinopteri; Perciformes; Cyclopteridae.